This is a messenger RNA of Ananas comosus (pineapple), 1765 nucleotides long. Its product is annotated as dnaJ protein homolog 2-like. Gene Ontology annotation, biological process: protein refolding; response to heat. Lineage: Eukaryota; Viridiplantae; Streptophyta; Magnoliopsida; Poales; Bromeliaceae. Gene Ontology annotation, molecular function: Hsp70 protein binding; ATP binding. Gene Ontology annotation, cellular component: cytoplasm; cytosol. The coding region runs from base 215 to 1468 and encodes 417 amino acids. The transcript has 6 exons. The record is from RefSeq and is a predicted model, not a curated record.
GUCUUCAUAUCUCUUCUCCUCCGACUCCGAUCUCUGCGCUAGGUUUCCCACUCGGUUCUCCCUCCGCCCCCCACACCCACCCGUCUCCUCGACCUCUCGAUCGAGCGAUCGGAGGCGAAAUUAGGGCACUGAUCUCGUCUCCCACCACCGUUUUCGCGAUCGUCGUCUCGAGGGAUUCGGCUAGGGUUUCCGGGGCGCCGCCGCGGCGAAGAAGAUGUUCGGGAGGGCGCCGAAGCGGGGCGACAACUCCAAGUACUACGAGAUCCUCGGCGUCCCCAAGAGCGCGUCGCAGGACGAUCUCAAGAAGGCCUACCGCAAGGCCGCGAUCAAGAACCACCCCGACAAGGGCGGGGACCCCGAGAAGUUCAAGGAGUUAGCCCAGGCUUAUGAGGUUCUAAGUGAUCCUGAGAAGCGUGAGAUCUACGAUCAAUAUGGUGAGGAUGCCUUAAAGGAAGGAAUGGGUGCUGGAGGAGGCACGCAUGACCCAUUCGAUAUUUUCCAAUCAUUUUUCGGUGGAAGCUCCUUUGGAGCUAGUAGUAGCAGCAGGGGGCGAAGGCAGAGGAGGGGAGAAGAUGUAGUCCAUCCCCUUAAAGUUUCUCUGGAGGACCUUUACAAUGGGACAUCAAAGAAGCUCUCUCUUUCACGAAAUGUCAUUUGCUCCAAAUGCAAGGGUAAGGGCACGAAAUCUGGGGCUUCCAUGAAAUGCGCCGGCUGCCGAGGUUCUGGUAUGAAGGUCACUAUCCGCCAGCUGGGGAUGGGCAUGAUUCAACAGAUGCAGCACCCGUGCAACGAGUGCAAGGGCACUGGGGAGACCAUAAGUGAGAAAGAUCGAUGCCCGCAGUGCAAGGGCGAGAAGGUCGUUCAGGAGAAGAAGGUCCUCAAGGUUGUGGUCGAGAAGGGAAUGCAGAACAGCCAGAAGAUUACCUUCCCUGGGGAGGCAGACGAGGCGCCUGAUACAAUCACAGGAGACAUCGUGUUCGUCGUCCAACAGAAGGACCACCCCAAGUUCAAGAGGAAGGGCGACGAUCUCUUUGUUGAGCACACUUUAUCCCUCGCUGAGGCUCUUUGUGGUUUCCAGUUCGUUUUGACUCAUUUGGACAACAGGCAGCUACUCAUCAAAUCAAACCCCGGUGAAGUCGUCAAGCCCGAUCAAUUCAAGGCGAUAAACGACGAAGGCAUGCCGAUACACGGUAGGCCGUUCAUGAAGGGAAAGCUCUACAUCCACUUCACAGUGGACUUCCCCGAGGCGCUGACCCAAGAGCAGGUCAAAGCACUCGAGCCCGUGCUCCCGCCGCGGUCCACGUCCGCUCUAACGGACAUGGAGGUGGACGAGUGCGAGGAGACUACGCUGCAUGAUGUGGACAUCGAGGAGGAGAUGCGGAGGAAGCAGGCCCAGGCUCAGGAGGCCUACGAGGAGGACGAUGAUGCGUAUGGCGCGGCCCAGAGUGUGCGGUGCGCGCAGCAAUGAGGCGCGCGGCCACGAUGCCUUCUAGGUGAGGAAUUCAAUCAACACAGUAAUUUAUUGGGUACAUGGAAGACUUCCUUUUUCAGUUUGGUUGUUAUAAUUUGGUUUUUUUUUUUGCGGCAUAUUUUAACGUUUCAAUGGUGGAUAACAAGUUGACUAUAAUAUUGCUCUUGAGUUUGAGAUUUAAAUUACCGUAGAAGAAGCUUUUCUUUUGUUGGUAAGAAAGCUUGGAAAUUUUCUUUCUAAGUUAUUUUUGCUGGUUGAGAUGUAUUAAUACUUUUAAAACUACCACUUUGUUUA